Messenger RNA from Nymphalis io (European peacock), 5599 nucleotides. RefSeq names its product protein phosphatase 1 regulatory subunit 3C (gene Gbs-70E). Gene Ontology annotation, molecular function: glycogen binding; protein phosphatase 1 binding. Gene Ontology annotation, cellular component: protein phosphatase type 1 complex. The record is from RefSeq and is a predicted model, not a curated record. Bases 27 to 890 code for a protein of 287 amino acids. Gene Ontology annotation, biological process: regulation of glycogen biosynthetic process. The transcript is spliced from 2 exons. NCBI's taxonomy places the organism in Eukaryota, Metazoa, Arthropoda, Insecta, Lepidoptera, Nymphalidae.
UACGUCUCGUGCUAUAUAAAAACGCGAUGUGUGCUGCGAUAGACAUGCUCGCGUCGGAGCAAAUGUUCUACGGCCACAGUCCACCGGCCGGUUUCUUGACGGACUAUACUCAUACACCUCAAGUUAGAAGACCGUCGAAGAUCUCGACGCGUGGUUUUUCAGCACCAUGUCUCUCAGUUCUCAAGCCAGUGCAACUCACCCUGAAAUCAGCCCCGCGAUCCUGCAUCAGGUUAUCUACAGAUAAGAAGAACAAACGCGUUGUCUUCGCUGAUGACAGAGGCUACGCUUUGGAGCAAGUGAAGGUCAUGACUGAACCCUCUCACGUGCCUCCGUAUUGGGCGUUAAAAAUAAUCCCUAGUCCGUCCCCAGAGCGAAAACCCCCACCGCAAAGUGUCGUGGAUUUAUGGGAGCCGAGGUUCCCGCAGCCGGCGUCCGACUAUUUAGAAUUCAGGCGGCGUAUCACAGAAAGUUGUGUGUCCUUGGAGAAUGUGAUCGUUAAGCAGGACGAGUGCGCGGUAGAUGGGACAGUGAAAGUGAAAAACCUGGAUUUCAACAAGGAGGUCUUCGUCCGUGUGACGUGUGACGGCUGGCGGACCCAGGAGGACACGUAUUGCGCGUUCGUCGAAUCCGGUCCAUUGAGUAAAAGCGGUGUGUCGACAUACGACACGUUUGGCUUCAGACUGCAACUACCAAUCCAUUCCCGAAGGCUAGACUUCUGUGUGUGCUUCCGGUGCAAAGGCAACGAGUACUGGGACAAUAGGAACGGCGAAAAUUACACAAUAGAGAAGUCAUCCGUUAGGAAAUCGCCGGCGAUCGCGUGUGCGCGAAUCAAUUAUGGAAAUUCGUGGACUGUUAGAGCGAACGAUAGUGGAAACACGCCGUACUGGUGAAAGGUGCUAUCGUUGGUGUUUCUGGUAUCGGUGUCUGUUAUUGGCGUUUGCCAGUUUGUGAUCUAGUGCCAUAUCUCCGACUUCACGGAACAGAGGUUUGUCGUCCUUUAUUUUUAAGCUCGAAGAUAGACUCAGUAACUUGUACUUUUAUAUCUGUAGUUUGUGAGACUGAUGAAGUCGGUGAGAAGUUUCUUUUUAUAAUAUGCUCAAUAGAAGAAGUAGGCUCAGUGGAUGAUGCAGCUUAGAAUUUACUUAGACUUAUGAAUUAAAGAAAAGUCUACAUUAUUUUUGUAAUGGACAUAGUUUAAUAGCAAUCAUAUCAAAACGAGAUAUAUUAUAUUCGAAUAGUGUUGAUCCUUUAAAUAACUGGCUUAAUAUAUUCAGAAAACAAAACGGUAAUUUAUAUAUUAAACAUUCCCAUAAUUUAUAACUAAGAUGUAUAAUUGGUCUCUGGACGAAAUUUAUCAAAUUGUUUAUAUUAUCUAUGGCAGGACUUUUCUAAGUUUUAUAUCAUUUUUAUGAAAAAUAUGUCAUUGGUUAAUGAUCAUGUCAUUAGUUAAUGAUCAUGUCAUUGGUUAAUGAUCAUGUCAUUGGUUAAUGAUCAUGUCAUUGGUUAAUGAUCAUGUCAUUGGUUUAUGAUCAUGCAUUUCUGUGUAUAUGUGAAGUUGGAAUUUAGUAAUUAAUUUUUAACUGACUUCCUGAUGAGUACGAUUUGAAAUGUUGAAUAUAAAUUAGCUGAGAAUCAUAACCGAUGGUUCAGAGUUCAAACUCGGGCAGGUUUCCACCACUGAUUUUCAUGCGCUUAAUAUGUUAUAAUUAAUUUCGUGCGCCGAUAAAACUUCAGGUAACCUUUAUAUGGCGGGUUAAAAUAUAUCGUGUAUCCACCAACCUGUUUUGGAGUAGCGUGGUGGAGUAAGCUUCAAACCUUUUUAAAAAAAGGGGACGAGGCUUUAGCCUAGCAGUCGGACAUUUACACAGUGUUCAAUGAAACUAUAUUAAAAAAAUGAAUUAAAAUUCACCCCAGAUAAAUGUAUGUAUGAUUUAUCACUCUAAAGUAUAUACGGCAUAAUAGGGCUAUUCUGUAAGAACAAACUCUGGUGUAAAACGGUCGUAAGACCAGAUAGUGAUACGCGACAUUGACCGUAAUAGUUAUAACAUUACAAGGAUACACGCGUCAAAAUACUACAUCACCAUAAGUCGGUUGUCAACAUUACACGGGCGAAUUAUGAUGUAAGUUCUUACACUGCUUGCUUGCUUGAUUUUGGAAUUGUUGUGUUAUCCUUACACUCAAUUAAUAGUUAAAAAUAAAUGAAGUAUCUUAUUAAAAAAUUGAACAUCACGUCACACUACAAAGUUACAUUACAGUUACAUUUAACGCGAGUGAAACCGAGCGGCGCAAAUUAUAUUUUUAUAUAUCAUUGACAAUUAAAUCGUAAGUUAAUAUUGACAACGCGAAAUAAUAAAGCGUGCCUGGUUAUCACUAAAAAUAAAUCGAGAACUAUUAAUAAGCGAUAAUAAUAUCAAAUUAAGUUAUAUAUAUAUUAUAUAUUUUAUAGAAUAAGAAGGCGGACGAGCAUAUGGGCCACUUGAUGGUAAGUGGUCACGAAACGCCCUUAGACAUUGGUAUUGUAAGAAAUGUCAACCAUCGCUUACAUAGCCAAUGCGCCACCUACCUCGGGAACUAAGAUUUUAUGUCCCUUGUUCCUGUAAUUACACUGGCUCACUCACCCUUCAACCCGGAACACAACCCGUAAGAUCAAAAUAAUACUUUACUUAUGAUUAACUUAAUAAGCUCUUUCGAAUGGUAGAUAUAAAGUAUUGUCUGUGGAGGUGUUAGGUAUAUAAAGCUUAUGACUUUUUGCAGUUUAAGCUUUAUACCGAAUUCAAACUAUUAUGCUUUAUUCGUGAAAGCGUAACAGACACACAAAGUUACUUUCGCAUUUAUAAUAUUAGCGUAGAUAACGCUUGGAUAUGAAUUAAGUUGCCGGCUAUAUAUAUGACUUGUAAAAUAACAUUUUUAAGUUCUUUUUGCAUCAACGUCGAUCACAAACAGCGAAAGAAUGGUCAAAAAUUGUUUACAAAGACACGAUAUAAAAAAUGUCGCAUGGUCAAAGUGUUACCGCUAUCUAAGCCUCUCAAUUACAUAAUGGUAGCUUUUGGUCAAGUCCGUCUGGUAUUAACUUAUGUGUUCUAUAAACUAGUGUCUAUUAAUAUAAGAUGAAUAUAUUGCGCAAACAUGAGUUUUUAUAUAAUAAUAUAAGACCGUUCUCAGUGGGUUUUAAUAUUUUCACACUGUUCAAUUCGUUUAUUUCCUACUUCAGACAUUCCUCGUGUUAUAUAAAUAAAAAUAUAUAAAGAUAUAAUUUUGCAAAUCAGAGAUGGCCCAGUGGUAAGAACGCGUGAAUCUUAACCGAUGAACGUGGGUUCAAACCCGGGCAAGCAGCUCUGAAUUUUCAUGUGCUUAAUUUCUGUUUAUAAUUCAUCUCGUGUUUUUCGGUGAAGGAAAACAUCGUGAGGAAACCUGCAUGUGUCUAAUUUCAUCGAAAUUCUGCCACAUGUGUAUUCCACCAACCCGCAUUGGAGCAGCGUGGUGGAAUAAGCUCCAAACCUUCUCCUCAAAAGGGAGAGGAGGCCUUAGCCCAGCAGUGGGACAUUUACAGGCUGUUACUGCUGCUACUUGCAAAUCAUAUCAGAGUCCACCACUUUCGUGUCUUAAUAUCUCGACAUCAAAUUUCUUAAAGGUUUGACGAAUCUGAAUGAAUUACAGAUAGCAGUGCCAUUACGUGACAAACUGGCUCAUUACUCACCUAUAUAAUGUCGACAACCGACUUGAUAUACUAUUUUGACGUGUGUCCUUCAAAUGUUAUAAUUACUUAUCGCAUAUAAAUUUCUGUCAAAUUUAAGACCGUUUUUCUGCGGUUUCGAUUUUGUUCCUACAGAAUACCCUUGCAGAUAAUAUAUAUUACAUACCUAUAUAAAGUUCUAAUUUCAAGCGAAACGUCAAGAGAUUCUUAUAAUAUAAAGUCAUAGUUGUCUAUUAAAUGCUAGUUGUAUUGUAGAAGUCCUUUUGAAUUCAUAUAUGAAAAGCCAGUUAUUGUAGAAUAAUAAAAAUAAUUUACAUUUGAAAUAGUUUACGGAUUAUUGUUUACUGUGAAGGUUGUGAUAUUCAAAAUAAACCUGAUAUUUAUAACUUGUAUAUAAUGUUAUAUUAUUUCGGGUAUUUAAUAAUAUUUAUGAGAUUUGGAUGAAGAACAUGCAACCACAGUCAGUAAAAUCUUAUCGUAGAUUAAAAAAAAUAAGGAUCAAAACUACUUUCUACAAACUGUAAAAGAAAAACUUUUAAUAUUAAAAUAAAUUUAUAAAAGUUAUUUCUUAUGUAAUUAUUAUUAAUAGAUAAAAUAAAACCUCGAAAUCGUCAAUUGAAAUAAAUAUAAUACAUAAUAAUUGUAUACUUAAAAAUGUAUAGCGUAUAAAACAUAUAUAUAAAAUUAAGCUCAAACGUCGAAAGCUGUAAUUUAUCUUUAUUUAGCGAAAUAUAUUUUGAAUUAAUUUAUGUAUAAAACAUUUAUUCAUUAUCAAUUUCUUAAAUAUUUUUUUAAUUAUACUGGUAAUAAAUAAUAAUUUUAAAAAAGCAAAUGUAUGACAGAUCCAUAGCGUUUCGUGUUCGUGCUAAUAAUUAAAAAAAAAAAAGAUUAUAGUUCGUCAAAGGAAGUGCUUAUGUAAUUAUAAUUUUAAUUAAAAUUUACUUUCGAAAUAUAUCUGUGUUUAAAACUUAAUUGGGAUAUAGGAUAGAUUUAAAUUAGCUAAAUACGAGUAGGAGAGAAUUUUUUUUUAUUUUCAUUGUUAAAAUAAAAAAAUAGAACUGAGUAUAUUUUUUUUUAUCAUACUACAGUUUUGUUAAGCAAAAUUGUUUAAGUAUUGAUAAUAAGUAAUUAAUAUAUGAAAAUGUAAUUGUUUUUAACAGAUUAUACAAAGCAAAAUUGUAAUUUUCGAUCUCAUGUGAGUUACAAUUAUGAAUUUUAUGUUAUAUAAAAUAUUUAUUCGUGAUUAAGGCGUGUGACAAAUGCAAUGAUAAUCUGUUAAAAAUAUAAUAAAUUAUCAACGAACUGCAAGAACUUAUUAACUGCAAGAAAACACACGAAACUAUUGACGUCAAACAAUAAACUAAUAUUGAAAAACGCUUAGAAUUAAUUAAUUUGUAAUACAAGGGGCGUUUUCUGCAAGAACUUAUUAACUGCAAGAAAACACACGAAACUAUUGACGUCAAAUAAUAAACUAAUAUUGAAAAACGCUUAGAAUUAAUUAAUUUGUAAUACAAGGGGCGUUUUUCAUAGCUAAUUAAAAACUUCUGACUUUCAAUAACACAUUUGUUUACACAAUAUACAAGAUAUUAAAUAUAAUGAGAUAGUUUAAUUAUGUUAAUGUUCACAUAUUUUCAUGCAUUAAGGAAUUCUUGCAGUUGGUUUAUAUAGACACUUAAAAGAUAGUUUAUUUAUAAUAAUAUUAGUUGUUUUAAUAUAUUUUUUUUUUAUGAAAACGGGGUUGUAUUUAAUGAACCAACUGUUUUGAUCAAAGAACUGAUUAAUGAUAAAAAUUAAGAUGUUUAUAUUUUUAUAUAAUUGUAAUGAUACAUAUAAUUAUAAUGAUUGUAUACAGAUGUAAUGAUGACCGGUCAUGUCUUUGUGGUUAUUAAAUAUUUAAUUGUGAAA